This is a messenger RNA of Selaginella moellendorffii, 543 nucleotides long. RefSeq names its product rab9 effector protein with kelch motifs. Gene Ontology annotation, molecular function: protein binding. NCBI's taxonomy places the organism in Eukaryota, Viridiplantae, Streptophyta, Lycopodiopsida, Selaginellales, Selaginellaceae. The transcript is spliced from 3 exons. The record is from RefSeq and is a predicted model, not a curated record. The coding region runs from base 1 to 543 and encodes 180 amino acids.
AUGCGACGAGGAUUGGGAGUGAAAGGCGAAGAGGCUCUGAUGGAGCGCACGACAGGGAUGACGUCUCGGAAAAUGAGGGGAUUCACGUUGUCAUCGAUGACUAGAAUCAAGGUUCUUCACUCUCUUGCUCGUUGCCAUUCUUUUUUCGAGUCUCUCAAGUCCCUGUUUGUUCCAGGGACGUACAUCUGGAGCAAGCCUGUGAUGAAAGGAACGCACCCUUCUCCUCGGGACAGCCACAGCCCCACGGCCGUCGGGUCUAAGCUCUAUGUGUUUGGUGGUACCGAUGGAACCAGCCCGCUAGAUGAUCUCUUUGUUUUGGAUACUGCUACCAACACCUGGGGGAAACCCGACGUUUUUGGUGAUGUUCCUGCUCCGAGAGAAGGACAUAGCACAUCUCUCAUCGGUGACAACCUGUUAGUGUUUGGGGGAUGUGGGAAAUCCAGCGAUCCCUCAGAGGAGGAGUACUACAACGACCUCCAUGUUUUGAACAUGAGUAAUAUCCUGUUAUCUUUCCUGGUCGCCUAUUCCUCGGGAUAUCCAUAA